AUGAGCGAACCGCACAAAGCAACGCUCUACACUUUCUCGGGCUCCGUCUGGGCCUCCUCGCCUCGUCUGACGCUUAUCGAAAAAGGGUAUUCCUGCACGGAUCUUGACGUGAAAACAGUCGAUCUGAUGCGCGGUGAAAACUUCUCCCCCUCCUAUCUGCGCAUCAACUCCAAGGGAACGGUCCCCACACUCGUCGUUCCUCUGCUCGAAACAACGUCGGCUGAAGUCGACACUAAAUUCCGGGCUAUCAAUGAUACUAAAGCGAUUUUGGAGUUUCUGGAUAGAUCGCGUUGCUCGAAUACCGUGGUAGGGGCGAAUGGAGCUCCCGCACCUAUUUUAGCUCCAGCAACGAUCCAAGGCAAGGAAGAUAGUGAUGAUAUUAUCAAUAUCGUUCAUCAAGAGUCUGUAGAUCCGAAUUUUCUCCUCCUGGGAUUAAGGAGUCUCACCGAAUUGGCUGGCAAGAGGCAAGCUUUGCCAGGCGUGUUCGUGAAAAAUAGAUACCAGGCCUUGCAGGAACAGCUCAAGGCAAUUAGCCAAGAAUGUGGCACAGCAUUCGAUGCAAAUGCCAAUCCUAAAUCAAAUGCCCUCAAGGAAAAUCUAAAACAAUGGUACACUGAUAAGCUUCAAUCCCAAUCGCUCCUCACCAAAGCUUAUGUCGAUGCGGACAAUGAAGCAGUGGAAGAGUUGAUUAAACUGACGAAUACAAGCUGGAAGAAUGUAGUCGAGACGUUGGUCAAGUUGGAAAGGAAAAUACAAGGUCCCUUUGCAUUGGGAGACCAGAUCAGUCUGGCAGACCUGCAUUUGGUGCCUUGGAUAGCAAGGAUCAGUGCUGUAGCAGGUGGAAAGACGGCCGAGGACGCGUUGGUUGCCUUGGAUGCACUCCUGGCCCAGUAUGGUGGCAAGGUAGGCCAAAAGGUCACGGUCCUGUGGAACGAGUUUAGCCAGAGACCUAGUUUCAGCGACGUUUAUGGCCAAGGCUUGCACUAG
Molecule: messenger RNA, 987 nt
Organism: Ustilago hordei
Lineage: Eukaryota; Fungi; Basidiomycota; Ustilaginomycetes; Ustilaginales; Ustilaginaceae
Exons: 1
Coding region: 1-987 (328 amino acids)
Source: RefSeq, a predicted model, not a curated record